Messenger RNA from Seriola dumerili (greater amberjack), 1595 nucleotides. RefSeq names its product KIAA1147 ortholog (gene dennd11). The coding region runs from base 141 to 1586 and encodes 481 amino acids. The record is from RefSeq and is a predicted model, not a curated record. The transcript has 10 exons. Gene Ontology annotation, cellular component: cytoplasm. NCBI's taxonomy places the organism in Eukaryota, Metazoa, Chordata, Actinopteri, Carangiformes, Carangidae.
GAUCCAUAGAAAACAACCCAGCGAGCAGCAGCAAACCAUGAUCCAGCUCCAGCAGCGUGUUUAGCCUGCUCAAUUCAGCCGGACGUCGGACUUUCUGUGUUAUUUCUCUUCCUACCCGUAUCAUCAGAGGCAGCAGCGCAAUGGUGGAGCAGUCGGAUCGAGCCCCACUGCUGGACUGGGAGGAGAUCCCACCGCCCGAUCCGAACCAGGCGGGCCCGCCGCCGCCUGCCAGCAGCGACAACAGCACCGCCACCGCCACCACCACCAUCACCUGCAGCCCGUCUAGGAGUGUAACAGCUGUUGUUGCCAGCAGGGACGGAAGCCCCGGCCGUCCGCGUACAGAUCUCCGUGGGCACGGGUGGACUCGCCCGGAGCCUCUCGGCACAGAUCGUAAUGUUCACUUCCCCGGCCUCUCGGUGAGGGAUCAGUGGGAGGAAAAGGACCAGAUCGUGGCUGUGUUUGUGGUUACCUUUGAUACGAGAUCAGGGAAUAUGGUAGAGUGGUGCCUGCCUCACGACAUCAACCUAGAUGGAGUUGAAUUCAAGUCAAUGGCCAGCGGUUCCCAUCGGAUCACCAGUGACUUUAUAUAUUUCCGUAAAGGCUGUUACUUCGGGCUGGCCUGUUUUGCUAACAUGCCUGUGGAGAGUGAGCUGGAGCGAGGAGCGAGGAUGAAGUCUGUGGGAAUCCUGUCUCCCUCCUACACUCUUCUCUACCGCUACAUGCACUUCCUGGAGAACCAAGUCAGACACCAGUUGCAGUGUCCAGGCCAGUAUUCUCCACUGGAGGCCUUCUAUGAGGAUAAGAAGGCAGUUCUUCCACCUAUAGGAAACGGCCUGGUCACUGCUUGUCCAACCUGGAGUGUUACCACCAUCAACCGCUGCAUGCACCCAGAAAUGAAGAUCACCCAUCCAGCUGGCUGCAUGUCCCAGUUCAUCCAGUUUUUCGGGGAGCAGAUAAUGGUGCUGUGGAAGUUUGCACUGCUUAGGAAACGUCUUCUCAUCUUCUCCCCUCCUCCUGUAGGUGUUGUCUGUUACAGAGUGUAUUGCUGUUGCUCCCUGGCCAAUGUGUCUCUGCCUGGAAUUGGUGUCUCUGUGCCUGAAUUACGGCCUUUCUUCUACAUCAACAUAGCCGACAUCACUGCCCUGGAAACGGAGAUGUCAUACGUGGCCUGUACCACAGAGAAGAUUUUUGAGGAGAAGAAGGAGCUAUACGACGUCUACGUUGAUAACCAGAAUGUGAAAACGCACAGAAGCCACUUGCAGCCGCUGCUCCGACUGAAUGCGGCUGAUAAGGAGAAGUACAGGAAACUGAGUGAACAGAGACAAAUGUUGCUGUACUCUCAGGAGGUGGAUGGAGACUGCACGUCAAAUGAAGAGGAUCUUUUCAUUCUGUUCUUCAUGGAGCUGAAUAACCGCAUCUUCCAGACCCUGUCAGAUGUAGCAGGGAGCACUGAUCCCACCCUAACCACUGAGCACGUGAGAGCCAUGGGGCUGGAUCCCCAGGGCGAUCGCUCCUUCCUGGUUGACCUGCUGGAGGUGUACGGUAUCGACGUCACCCUGGUCAUAGACAACCUUUGUUGCCCCUGAACCACGCCC